UUCUAGCACUUGUGUUGUCUUUAAAUGUCCACUGGCAUUGUUCUGAUCUCAUUCCUUCCUUUCAGGUGCGUUGGAUGACUUCGACAAGACAUCGGCUCCUCCUGCCCCUGAACCUGCAGCUGCUUCCUCCUCAGCUAACAGUGGGGCAGAGAAGCCACCUCUGCUUGAAGACUGCAAACUCUUUGAGACUCUCUUCGAGGGGGACAUGGCUACCCAAGCUAAGGAGGAAUGGGAGAAGGCCAUGACUGAGCUGGCUCAGGAGGAGCCAGAAUUACUGCAGCACUUCCAAAAACUGUCAGAGGCUGCAGGCAAAGUCGGCACGGACACCGCCUCCCAACAAGAAUUCACCUCAUGUCUUAAAGAAACCCUCCGGGGCCUGGCUAAAAAUGCAGACAACCUGCAGUCCACAGGACUAGCUGGAGACGACCUUGUCAAGGCUCUAGAAGGCCUGGGAUUGGAAGAGGGCGGCGAAGGGGGCGGUGGUAGCGAUGAUGGAAACAUCCUGCCCAUCAUGCAGUCCAUCAUGCAGAACCUUCUCUCUAAGGAAGUGCUUUAUCCGUCUCUCAAAGAGAUCACUGCUAAGUACCCGGAAUGGUUGGAUGCCAACAAGCCGAGCCUCAGCCAGGAGGACUACCAGCGCUAUGAACAGCAGGCCAAAAUUAUGGGAGAGAUCUGUAAGCACUUUGAGAGGGAGGAACAGGGGGCAGAAGAUAAAGACAGCACGUUCGAGAGCAUCAUGGACCUGAUGCAAAAGCUGCAAGACCUUGGCCAACCACCCAAAGAGCUAGCAGGUGAUGCGCCUCCAGGCUUUAACUUUGACAUAGAGUCCCUCAACCUCCCAGGAGGCCCCGGUGCCGGGGCGGCAGAGCAGUGCUCCAUCAUGUGAUAAAGUAGCAGUGCGGUCCAUCAGAAGCACUGCAGCCAGAGGGGUCUCUCUCUCUGUGUGUGUGCAUCAGCGAGAGGCAGGGAGUGAAGGAGUGUGAAGCAAAGGUCAGACAGGAGGGGGACCGGACCGCCAACACUGUUCUCCGUCAGGUAGAAGGUGUGUGUGGAUGCAGAAACAACAGAAGGAGGCACGAAAACCAACAGGAACCACACAUGUGACACUCUCUUCUGUCUAAAAUCACCAAACGCACGACUGAGAACAUUUGAACAUCUCUGCAUUGCUUCGUCAACGGUUCCCAUAGCUCCUUCACAGUUUAGUUUUAUCAGCAUUCCUUUAAAAAAGAAAAUACCACUGCCGUUCUCCAUGUUGUUUUCACAACGCUGUUUAGCCUCAUGGUAAAACCUAUCCAACCACUUCACGGGUAUAAACAGUGCCUUUUUGCAAAAAUUACUUUUAAGUUAUUAUUUUAGACCUUCUCACAAGGUAAAGAUUUUUCGUUCAGCUAAGCACUUACGGUUAUAGUUUUAAAACGGUGUGAAUUUGCAAUAUCAUCCCCGGUUUGCACCAAGUUAGUGAUCAUUAUUUGGGACUUUAUUAACACACACGUCUCUGGCUGUGCAGGAUUUACAUUAACGAGUUAACUGCCUAUUAACGUAAGGAAACUGGAAAAAAAAAGAGUGUACAUUUGUUAAUUAUUUAAAGAAUUAAAAAGACUAGAGAGGAUUGAUUGAACACUUUAUGAGAAGUUCCCAGCACCUACUGUAAUUCAGCCAGCUAAUUUAACACGACUAAUUCCCCCGAGUGUUGCCCCCCCCCCCUACUUUACCAGGUGUUUAUUUGAAGUGAUUGAGAUGUUGAUUCCCGGAUGCCUUUGCUGUGGUUACAGUGAUCAUUAUAGUGUAGAGUUACUGUGCAAAGUGCUUCCCCUGUGAUUCCCAGUGUUUUGUAAUGUGCAGAGUGAUGCUUUCUUUUGGUACGGGGAGUCCCUUUGCUAGGAAAGAAAAAACACUUUCGCGAGUGAUAACAUGUAUGUAUAUCCUGUACCCGCCAUUAAAAGUACAUUAUGUUCUCUCCGGAAUAAGGUGAAGGGAAGAGUGCUAAACAUCACAUGUUUAAGCGAGAGACAAAACAUGUCUAUAAAUCACGCAGAUGCACUGUAGAGUGAGACGUCAACAGCCUGAUGUUGGCACAUUUUGGCUGUGGUUGGUGGGUUUGUUUAUUCCAGCGGAUACUGUUCGCCCGCUGCUAUUGCCAGCUGACAAAUUUUACCACUGUGACCACGGAGAGAGGUCUAGAAGUCACACGACCAUCAGCUCAUCAAUAACUGUAUAAUAAAGGGGUGCUGUGAAAGGAUUCAGUCAGCCGUGCACUGAAAAGAGAUCAGAUUUACUCCAAACACAGCUGAGGGGAGGCUGCCGUAGAGGCCCAUUGAGGCCUGUGGUUUUCAUCCAGAUGGGGAGGGGUUGGGUUCAAUCUAUUCAACUCUCAGGGCCGAUGUCAACAUGCCCAGAGCACCGUUAAAAAAAAAUGCAACCAGUGAUUUGACACUAUUUUGUUUUGUUUUUGUAAAUAUAUGAAAUAAAAUAAUGAUAUAAUGCA
Molecule: messenger RNA, 2485 nt
Organism: Morone saxatilis (striped sea-bass)
Lineage: Eukaryota; Metazoa; Chordata; Actinopteri; Moronidae
Gene: pex19
Product: peroxisomal biogenesis factor 19
Exons: 7
Coding region: 206-886 (226 amino acids)
Biological process (GO): protein import into peroxisome membrane
Cellular component (GO): peroxisome; peroxisomal membrane
Source: RefSeq, a predicted model, not a curated record